AUGGGAAUCGGACAGUCCAGCAAGCCCCCAGUCACGGACCAGACAGAUGACGUCAACUUUGACCACUUUCAGAUACUUCGGGCCAUUGGGAAAGGAAGCUUUGGAAAAGUGUGCAUUGUUCAGAAAAAAGACACAAAGAAGAUGUAUGCCAUGAAGUACAUGAACAAGCUGAAGUGUGUGGAGAGGAACGAAGUGAGGAACGUCCUGAAGGAGCUGCAGAUCAUGCAGAACUUAGAGCACCCUUUCCUCGUCAACUUCUGGUACUCGUUCCAGGACGAGGAAGACAUGUUCAUGGUGGUGGAUCUGCUUUUGGGAGGAGACCUGAGGUACCACCUGCAGCAGAACGUGCACUUCUCAGAGAGCACUGUCAAACUGUACGUGUGUGAGCUCGCGCUGGCCCUGGGAUACCUGCGCUCCAAGAGGAUCAUACACAGAGACAUCAAACCUGACAACAUCCUGCUGGACGAACAUGGUCAUGUCCAUCUCACAGACUUCAACAUUGCUGCUAUUGUAAAAGACGACCUAAAGGCAACAUCCAUUGCGGGAACCAAGCCAUACAUGGCCCCAGAGUUGUUCCAAUCGUUCGAAGGGUCUCACCCGGGCUACUCCUUCUCUGUGGACUGGUGGUCUCUGGGCAUCACAGCGUACGAGCUGCUGCGAGGACAGAGACCAUUUGUGAUGAGGUCCAACACGCCGGCCAGUGAGAUUCUGCAGACCUUUCACAAAGUCCACCCCAGUUACCCGGCCGCCUGGUCCCUGGAGAUGAAGUCCCUGCUCAGAAAGCUGCUGUGCAUUGAUGUCCACAAGAGGAUUUCGUGUCUCGCCGAGCUGCAGGACCUGGACUACAUGUCGGACGUGAACUGGGACGCGGUGCUCAGCAAACAGCUCGCUCCUGGAUUCAUCCCCAAUAGCUACAUAAACAGAAACGAGUGGUUCAUGUUUUACCUACACACUCCAAUCUACACAGUGCAAAUCGACACAAUCUAUAGUGGGGAUUUAACCACAGAUUUUGGGAAACGACGGCUAAACUGUGAUCCUACAUUUGAGUUGGAGGAGAUGAUUCUGGAGUCUAAACCACUCCACAAAAAGAAGAAACGACUGGCCCGAAAAACCAAGGAACAAGGCUCAGAUGGAUCACCAGAGAAUGGACAGCUGCAGCAGCGUCUGGAUAACGUCCAGAGAGACUUCAUCAUCUUUAACAGAGAAAAAUCAAAGAAGACCACUCUCGACUCUGAAACGACAGAGUUGUCCAUCACAGAGAAAAACAAGGCCAUAGAGGACGGACAAAACAACAACGUGGAGCCGGUGUCUUACGUAUCAGGAUAG
Molecule: messenger RNA, 1326 nt
Organism: Knipowitschia caucasica
Lineage: Eukaryota; Metazoa; Chordata; Actinopteri; Gobiiformes; Gobiidae
Source: the annotation of a GenBank genome assembly